Paralichthys olivaceus (Japanese flounder) is the source of this 2976-nucleotide messenger RNA. RefSeq names its product poly(A) binding protein, cytoplasmic 1a (gene pabpc1a). The record is from RefSeq and is a predicted model, not a curated record. Lineage: Eukaryota; Metazoa; Chordata; Actinopteri; Pleuronectiformes; Paralichthyidae. Gene Ontology annotation, molecular function: poly(U) RNA binding; poly(A) binding; mRNA 3'-UTR binding. Gene Ontology annotation, cellular component: cytosol; ribonucleoprotein complex; nucleus.
GAAAACGCAGCAGUUUUCGACCGCAAUCGUGAAACAACCUCUACCGACCUUCCUUUCAUUCCCGUAAUCCGUCUGCGUAGGGUGUGCUCCGGAGCUAGUCUCGGCACACAUUUUAUUAUUAUGAAACAAACUAAAAGCUAGAGCGCACACGCAGACAUAUUUUUAUAAGAAAAAUAAAAAUCGGUGAAGCAGGAUUUAAUUUGCCAAACCCAAGCAACGCAAAGAAGACACUGCCUUCGAAAAAACAACGAAAGACGGAACGAGAGGAACGGUAGCACGUUGAGCAGCUAGCGUCAUUGUUGAAAGCGUGUGUGAUUAGCGUUAGCCAGUUUUACUGCUAACCACUUAUUUUUCCCUUUUAGGGAUUUGUCAUCCCAGUUAGUAUUAAAAGCGAGGACUGUUGCUUCGUAUACUGACUCGGCUUACUGACUGGGGAAGAGAACAGAUUCAGAAUUGUGAAGUGUGCGAGCCACAUUGAUUAGGCCACGCUCCGGCAUUUGCUAAUCAAGCUAACUAGCCCACGUUGCUAACUGUUAAAAAGCUAGCUUUAGUGUUGGCGCUCCGAUUUAUUUUUGUGAAGCUAACUGAGACCAAGCAAACAGUCCCUCCUUAUAGAGGGCUGGCAAAGGCUGACGGGUUUUUAGACAUAUCAAACUAUUGCAAUCCCACAUUUGUCUUAUUGAGAACACGCGUGGUCGGAUAUGAAUCCCAGCGCGCCCAGCUACCCAAUGGCCUCCCUCUAUGUGGGAGACCUGCACCCAGAUGUUACCGAGGCGAUGCUCUACGAGAAAUUCAGCCCGGCUGGACCCAUCCUGUCCAUCAGAGUGUGCAGAGACAUGAUCACCCGCCGAUCCCUCGGCUAUGCCUAUGUCAACUUCCAGCAGCCAGCAGAUGCUGAGCGAGCCCUGGACACCAUGAAUUUUGAUGUGAUCAAAGGCAGACCACUCCGCAUCAUGUGGUCUCAGCGUGACCCCUCCCUGAGGAAGAGUGGAGUGGGCAACAUCUUCAUCAAGAACCUGGACAAGUCCAUUGAUAACAAGGCGCUCUAUGACACCUUCUCUGCAUUUGGAAAUAUCCUUUCCUGCAAGGUGGUUUGUGAUGAAAAUGGCUCAAAGGGUUACGGCUUUGUGCACUUUGAGACCCACGAGGCUGCUGAGCGGGCCAUUGAGAAAAUGAAUGGCAUGUUGCUCAAUGACAGAAAAGUAUUUGUUGGACGCUUUAAAUCCCGUAAAGAAAGGGAGGCUGAGCUUGGAGCACGUGCCAGAGAGUUCACCAACGUUUACAUCAAGAACUUCGGGGAGGACAUGGAUGAUGAGAAGCUAAAGGAGUUGUUUGGCAAAUAUGGUCCAGCACUCAGUAUCCGGGUUAUGACUGAUGAAAGUGGCAAAUCCAAGGGAUUUGGCUUUGUUAGUUUCGAGAGACACGAAGAUGCACAAAAGGCUGUGGAUGACAUGAACGGCAAAGAAAUGAAUGGCAGGCAAGUGUAUGUGGGCCGUGCACAGAAGAAAGGGGAGCGCCAGAACGAACUCAAGCGCAAAUUUGAGCAGAUGAAACAAGAUCGCAUGACCAGAUACCAGGGUGUCAAUCUGUAUGUGAAAAACCUGGAUGAUGGUCUGGAUGACGAGCGUCUGCGUAAAGAGUUCUCUCCAUUUGGAACCAUAACAAGCGCCAAGGUGAUGAUGGAGGGUGGUCGCAGCAAAGGCUUUGGAUUUGUGUGCUUCUCUUCCCCAGAAGAGGCAACUAAAGCUGUAACGGAGAUGAAUGGUCGAAUUGUUGCAACAAAGCCACUGUAUGUGGCCCUGGCCCAGCGUAAAGAAGAGCGUCAAGCCCAUCUAACCAAUCAGUACAUGCAGAGGAUGGCCACUGUCCGUGCUGUGCCCAACCCUGUCCUCAACCCUUACCAGCCUGCCCCACCCUCAGGCUAUUUCAUGGCUGCUAUACCUCAGGCCCAGAACCGUGCUGCUUACUACUCUGCCAACCAGCUGGCACAGCUCCGCCCAAGCCCCCGUUGGGCCACUCAGGGAGCGCGUCCUCCGCACUUCCAAAAUAUGCCCAGUGCCAUGCGCCCAUCAGCUCCCAGGCCACAGCCUUUUAACACCAUCCGUCCCACCACUACCACCAACACUCAGGUGCCACGCAUGAUGGCUUCUCAGCGUAUGCCCAACCAGGCCCUCAGCCAGCGCCCUGCCAGUGCUUCAGCCACUGCUGCCCCAGUGCGUGCCAUGCCCCAGUAUAAAUAUGCUGCCGGUGUGCGCAACCCCCAGCAGCAUAUGGCGUCCCAGCCACAGGUCACCAUGCAACAGCCCGCUGUCCAUGUCCAAGGACAGGAGCCCCUGACUGCCUCCAUGCUGGCUGCUGCCCCUCCUCAGGAACAGAAGCAGAUGCUUGGUGAGCGUCUGUUCCCCCUGAUCCAGAACAUGCACCCCAGCCUGGCGGGCAAGAUCACUGGUAUGCUACUGGAGAUCGACAACUCGGAGCUUCUUCACAUGCUCGAGUCACCCGAGUCACUUCGCUCGAAGGUGGAUGAGGCUGUUGCUGUGCUUCAGGCCCACCAGGCCAAGGAGGCUGCUCAGAAGUCCACCACCCCUGCUGGUGUUCCCAGUGUCUAAGAUCGAGCAUUUUGAAACCUGCUUCACCGAUGGAAAAAGAGAAAAAAAUAUUAAACAUUGAAAAACCUAAAACUCUGAAAACAUCGCAAAAUGAUAAAUUAUUUCUUAUAAAAAAAGAAAACAAUUGACUUUGCCAGGUCUAGGGAUGGUUUGGCUAGACCUUGAUCAUAAACAAAAAUUUGUUGGAAAAAAAAAUAGCAAAAUAGAGAAAAUUGAAUUUAUGAAUUUGAAUGCAUUCCUCUGUUUUAUGUCAUUUUACUGUCAGUGCAAAGAAUAUCAGCCAUGUUCACGAAAGUGGUAGCUGAGUGAUUUGAAAGGUGAUUUGUAUCGUAAACUACAGGCUGUAAUAAAUUCUCAUUCAAAAGAU